This is a messenger RNA of Dichotomopilus funicola, 1713 nucleotides long. Its product is annotated as sugar porter family MFS transporter. Gene Ontology annotation, molecular function: carbohydrate:proton symporter activity. The transcript has a single exon. Gene Ontology annotation, cellular component: membrane. NCBI's taxonomy places the organism in Eukaryota, Fungi, Ascomycota, Sordariomycetes, Sordariales, Chaetomiaceae. Gene Ontology annotation, biological process: transmembrane transport; carbohydrate transport. Bases 1 to 1713 code for a protein of 570 amino acids. The record is from RefSeq and is a predicted model, not a curated record.
AUGCUUUCACAACCCACCAGCAAUGCGCCCGAGGGUAGCACCGCAACCACCACCGACACAACCACUAGCCCCGCUACAAUGGGUCCCACAACCGGCCCUUCUACUACCGUCCAUGAAGCCGCAGCAGCCACUCGCGCGGAACAUACCCUAGGCCUGCGCGCCUCCUUCCGCUUGUACCGCCCGGCGUGCCUGUGGUCCAUCUUCUUGUCCACCUGCAUCGUCAUGGAAGGGUUCGACAAUGCCUUCCUCGCCAGCCUGUUCGCAUAUCCGCCCUUCCAGGAACACUUUGGCGUGCGCCAGCCCGACGGGUCGUACCAGCUCACAGCCGCGUGGCAGACCGGUCUCACGAACGGCGUGUUGGCAGGCCAAGUCUUGGGCUUGUUUGCGAACGGCAUUGUGGCGGAUCGGUUCGGGUACCGCAAGACGCUGAUCGGUGCGCUGGCUGCGUGUGUGGCGUUCAUCUUUAUACUGUUCUUUGCGGACACAUUGGAGCAGUUGUUGGUCGGCCAGGUGUUGAUCGGGAUUCCGUGGGGCGUGUUCCAGACGCUGACAACGACAUAUGCGGCGGAGGUGUGUCCGACGCAUUUGCGGGCGCAUCUAACGACGUACGUCAACUUGUGCUGGGUCAUGGGCCAGUUCAUUGCGUCCGGCGUGCUGCGCGCGAUGUUGAGUCGCAAUGACGUGUGGGGGUACAAGAUCCCGUUUGCGCUGCAGUGGAUGUGGCCUGUGCCGUUGAUGGUGGGUAUUUGGCUUGCGCCGGAGAGCCCGUGGUGGUUGGUGAAGAAAGGCAGACUAGAGGAAGCAAAGCGAUCGCUGUCGAGGUUGACCAGCCGGAACACCACGCAGGAGAAAGACGGCGCUGCCUUCAAGCUGGACGAGACGAUCUCCAUGAUGGUGCACACCAACGAGAUGGAAAAGGAGCUCCUCGCGGGCACCUCGUACGCAGACCUCUUCCGCGGUGUCAACCUCCGCCGCACCGAAAUCGUCUGCACCACUUGGAUGAUCCAAACCCUCUGCGGCUCCAACUUCAUGGGCUACUCAACCUACUUCUAUCAACAAGCCGGCCUGGCCGUGGAGAACUCCUUCAGCAUGUCCCUCGGCCAGUACGCCCUCGGCGCCAUCGGCACGGUCGCAUCCUGGUUCCUCAUGAACUGGUUCGGCCGUCGCACGCUCUACCUCAGCGGACAGGUCAUCAUGUUCGCCCUGCUCCUCGCCAUAGGCUGCGCCUCGCUCGCCGGGCGCUCCAACGUAGCAGCCCAAUGGGCCAUCGGAUCCCUCCUGCUGAUUUACACCUUCACCUAUGAUGCCACCGUCGGCCCCGUCUGCUACUCCCUUGUCGCGGAACUCACUUCCACGCGAUUGCGCACCAAAUCGGUGGUGCUCGCGAGGAAUACGUACAACAUCAUGGGCAUCGUGACAAAUAUCAUCACGCCGCGCAUGCUGAACCCGACGGGCUGGGACUGGGGCGCCAAGUCUGGUUUUUUCUGGGCGGGAACAUGUGCGCUGUGCGCGGUGUGGACGUAUUUCCGCUUACCGGAGCCCAAGGGGAGGACGUAUGGUGAGUUGGAUGUGCUGUUUGAGCAGGGGGUGAGUGCGCGGAAGUUUAGCUCGACUGUGGUGGAUGUGACCGGGACGUCGGGGCAUUUUGUUGCGGAGAAGGUGAGGACGUCGGAGGAUGAGGUUGUGGAGCAUCAUGUUGAGGGUCGUAAUUGA